CCCUCUCCGCUCGAAAAUGUUAAGCCAAAGAAUUAUGCGGAGACUUUCAGAGUAUUACACACACAACCACGCAAUCGGUUCCCCGACAGCCCUUGCGAAGCUGCUGCCAAGGCAUCCUACGAUUGCCUGAACAGACACGACUACGUCCGCGACAAAUGCCUGGACUUCUUCCAAGCGUAUCGUGAUUGCAAGAAAGCAUGGGUA
This is a messenger RNA of Gloeophyllum trabeum ATCC 11539, 204 nucleotides long. RefSeq lists its product as uncharacterized. The transcript is spliced from 2 exons. NCBI's taxonomy places the organism in Eukaryota, Fungi, Basidiomycota, Agaricomycetes, Gloeophyllales, Gloeophyllaceae. The annotation marks the transcript as partial. The record is from RefSeq and is a predicted model, not a curated record.